Molecule: messenger RNA, 1749 nt
Organism: Solanum dulcamara
Lineage: Eukaryota; Viridiplantae; Streptophyta; Magnoliopsida; Solanales; Solanaceae
Product: phytoene synthase 1, chloroplastic
Exons: 7
Coding region: 354-1616 (420 amino acids)
Biological process (GO): carotenoid biosynthetic process
Molecular function (GO): geranylgeranyl diphosphate synthase activity
Source: RefSeq, a predicted model, not a curated record
ACCAAAUUAUGUGGAGCAAAAAGUGCAGAAAAAACCAACAAUUUUUUUUCUCCACUUCUUGAAAGUGGCUAUUGUUGAAAGAAAGAGUAAAAUUUGAGUGGCCAUUCUUGAUUUCUUGAAAAAAAGAAGCCAAGAAACAGGUUAUUUCUGUCUGAGUAAGGAAAAGUUGGUUUGCUUUGUUUGUGGUCUUUUAAUAAUCUUUUCCACAAAAGGGGAAGUGGGUAAUAUUGUUGAGAGUGGGAAUCUACUACGAGUAAUUUUUUUUUUAUAAAUUAAGCAGAUUUUGGAAGGUGACAAAAAGAAAGACAAGAAUCUUGGAAUUGUUUUAGACAACCAAGGUUUUCUUCCUCAAAAUGUCUGUUGCCUUGUUAUGGGUUGUUUCUCCUUGUGAGGUCUCAAAUGGGACAGGAUUCUUGGAAUCAGUCCGGGAGGGAAACCGGAUAAAUGAUUCAUCGAGACAUAGGAAUUUGGUGUCCAAUGAGAGAACCAAGAGGGGUGGUGGAAAACAAAGGUGGAGUUUUGGAGGAUCACAAACUGAUAAUGGACGGAAAUUUUCUGUACAGUCCGCUAUUGUGGCUAAUCCGGCUGGACAACAGAGGAUGACAUCGGAACAGAUGGUCUAUGAUGUGGUUUUGAGGCAGGCAGCCUUGGUUAAGAGGCAGUUGAGAUAUACCGAUGAGUUAGAAGUGAAGCCGGACAUACCUAUUCGGGGAAAUUUGGGUUUGUUGAGUGAAGCAUAUGAUAGGUGUGGUGAAGUAUGUGCAGAGUACGCAAAGACGUUUAACUUAGGAACUAUGCUAAUGACUCCAGAGAGAAGAAGGGCUAUCUGGGCAAUAUAUGUAUGGUGCAGGAGAACAGAUGAACUUGUUGAUGGCCCGAAUGCAUCAUAUAUUACUCCGACAGCCUUAGAUAAGUGGGAAGAUAGGCUAGAAAAUGUUUUCAGUGGGCGGCCAUUCGACAUGCUCGAUGCUGCUUUGUCCGAUACAGUUUCCAACUUUCCAGUUGAUAUUCAGCCAUUCAGAGAUAUGAUUGAAGGAAUGCGUAUGGACUUGAGGAAGUCGAGAUACAGAAACUUUGACGAACUAUAUCUCUAUUGUUAUUAUGUUGCUGGUACGGUUGGGUUGAUGAGCGUUCCAAUUAUGGGUAUCGCACCUGAAUCAAAGGCAACAACGGAGAGCGUAUAUAAUACUGCUUUGGCUUUGGGAAUCGCAAAUCAAUUAACCAACAUACUCAGAGAUGUUGGAGAAGAUGCCAGAAGAGGAAGAGUCUACUUGCCUCAAGAUGAGUUGGCGCAGGCAGGUCUAUCAGACGAAGACAUAUUUGCUGGAAGAGUGACCAAUAAAUGGAGAAUCUUUAUGAAGAAGCAAAUCCAAAGGGCAAGAAAGUUCUUUGAUGAGGCAGAGAAAGGAGUGACAGAAUUGAGCGCAGCUAGUAGAUUCCCAGUGUGGGCAUCUUUGGUCUUGUACCGCAAGAUUCUCGAUGAGAUUGAAGCCAAUGACUACAACAACUUCACAAAGAGAGCUUAUGUGAGCAAAACAAAGAAGUUGAUUGCAUUACCUAUUGCAUAUGCAAAAUCUCUUGUGCCUCCUACAAGAACUGUGUCUCUUCUAAGCUAAAGCAUGAAAUCAAGAUAUAUAUAUAAAUCAAGGCCAAUAAAGCAAUAUACAUUAGGAAAAAAAAAAUAUUGUUGUAUUGAUAUACAUGUAUAUCAUAAAAAAAGUUAGAUCAUAGUAAAAUUUAAUAUAACAA